Molecule: messenger RNA, 1689 nt
Organism: Lucilia cuprina (Australian sheep blowfly)
Lineage: Eukaryota; Metazoa; Arthropoda; Insecta; Diptera; Calliphoridae
Exons: 2
Coding region: 136-465 (109 amino acids)
Source: RefSeq, a predicted model, not a curated record
UUUAUUAGAUUUGGAUAAUAAUGCUCUCCCAAAACCAGUUCAAAUCCUUUUGCUUUACAUACACCCAUAUUCUCGACACCCACUAUAGAAACUAUAUCAGAGAAAUCACCUUCACAUUUAUCAAAUUCGUAUAAAAUGAACAAGAGCAGCAGUAAAUUAUUCAAAAAACUUAAGCCCUUAAAACGUCAAAAACGUCGUUUAGUUUUUACUCCCAGAAAUUUGGAAACAAAUUCAACACAACUGUUGGCAGCAGAUAGUGAUAUUAACAAAAAUCUUCUAAAUCAAAAACAGUCUAUGAUUGUUUCAAAAUCAUGGGCAAACACUAGUAUAGAAACUCAAACGGAAAAUUUUCCUUAUUUAAGGCAUUGUUCGUAUAUACCCAGACAUUUUAGUACACCAACUGGUUCCAUCAAUUAUAUACCCAUGGAGGAAGCUAGAAAUUCCAAAAUUUUCGAAAGAUUUUGAAAUUAUUCGUUAAAAUUCGACUUUAUAAUAUUAUAUGUGAAUUCAUAUACCGAUGACGUUGUUGUUGGACAAAUUUCGAAAAAGUUGUAAAAAUUAAUUCUACUUAAAUUAAAAAAAAAAAUCGUAUGAAAAGAUCGACGUUUUAAGGAAACAAAUUUAGAAAGUCGACUUUAUUAAAUGAUAUAUGAAUUCAUGGACAGGACAGGAACAAUCUUCUUCCAACAAUUAUUUAGAAAAUCAGAUAAAAAUUGCAAAAAGUCGACUUCUUAUUAAAUGUAAUUGCAAAUUAAAUGUAAUACAAAAAAAUAGAAAUUUCUAUAUCAAGAUAAUAUAAAAUGCAUGUUAAAAGUUAUUUAAAGUCGACUUUUUUACAAAAAACAAGGAAUCAAAAAAUCCACGUGCAUAAACACAUAUUCGUAAAUGUAAAUAAUGAAAACAAGUUUUUGCGUUUUUUCCACGUGCAUAUACACAUAUUUGUAUACAAAAAUAACUCACCACACCAAAAAAAAUGUUUGUUUUGGUAAAACAGCUGUUACGGUAUGUUUCUUCGACUCUUAUUAAAAUAAUUGCAAAUUUGACUUACUCUUUUUUAUCAAAUGUAGAAUAUUUCACUUAAGGAGAUGUGGAUCUAUAUUGUCUACUUUCAUGUUGGUCCUAUGUUUUAAAGACUUUUCGACUUAUAUCGAAAUAAUAUAAAUUCUGCAUGGUAAAAGUUGUUUAAAAGUUAACUUUUCUUGAAAAAACAAGGAAUUAAGAAAAAUUUGACUUUGGUCAAAAUGGCUUUAAAUUACUAUUUUUAGUCAAAAGAAGUGUUAACAAUUAGUUUAAGUCAACUUUUUUGGACGUUUAAAGUCGUCUUUUUCCAGAAAAAAACUAUAUAAAUUCAAGAAUGUUGGACAAAUUUAUAAAAGGUCGUAAAAGUUAGUUAAAGUUCAAGUUAAAUUGGAAAAAAGAUAGGAAGAAGUCUUUAAAGAUCGACUUUUUAGAAUUUUUCACUUAAGGUUGUGUACCAUUUUCAUGUUUGUCCUAUGUUUUUAAAGAUUUUCGAAUUAUAUCGAAAUUUCUAUAUCAAAAUAAUAUAACUUUUGCAUGCAUGGUAAAAGUUGUUUAAAGUCAACUUUUUUUGAAAAAACAAGGAAGUCAAAAAAUUUAAAUUUAGUCGAAAUGUUCAAAACCAUUUCGACUAAAUUCAAAUUUUAUAUUUUUUUAAGUUUAAAGAACUCG